This is a messenger RNA of Penaeus indicus, 6807 nucleotides long. Its product is annotated as solute carrier family 66 member 2-like. Gene Ontology annotation, biological process: retrograde transport, endosome to Golgi; phospholipid translocation. The transcript has 6 exons. NCBI's taxonomy places the organism in Eukaryota, Metazoa, Arthropoda, Malacostraca, Decapoda, Penaeidae. The record is from RefSeq and is a predicted model, not a curated record. Bases 336 to 1130 code for a protein of 264 amino acids. Gene Ontology annotation, cellular component: endosome; trans-Golgi network.
UCAGCUGAUAAAUGGUUGUUCUUCGUGAUUAUCUGUUCUUAUCUAAAUUAUCUCUGAUAUUACAUAAGGAGCCGGUAUCUGUGAAUGUAGAACGAUAGUUAUGAUGAUCUUCAACGUCAGUGUCCGUUUGGGAUAUGUCUGAUGCAGGCAGUUAAGGAGAAAUGACGCUGAGUUGAAGAAGGAUUUCCCACCUGCAACAAAGAUUGAAAUAGAUAAUGUAUUUGGAGACUGUACAACACCAAUUUACUAUCAGAUAACUGUUUUAACAAAAAAUAAUAAUAAUAAUAUUAGUUGAGUAAUUAUAAGAAGAGAGAAAAAAAGAAGAACAAACCAAAAUGAAUAAUUUAAUUGACUCAUCGGACAGUUCCUUUAAUGACGAAACCCUUCCUGAGACGAGAUCAGCCAACAUGUUAGAGGACAGUUGGAUCGAGACCCUAGGAUGGGCCGUUGGGGCCAUCUGUUCCUUAUCCAUGAUGUUUGGUGGGGUGAUGCCCUACAUACCCCAGUACCUGCAUAUCAGGCGGUCUGAGAAUCCUGAAGGUUUCUCCCUGUAUGUGUGCCUUGUACUCCUUCUGGCUAACAGUCUGAGAAUUCUGUUCUGGUUUGGCCACUGGUUUGAAUUGCCAUUGUUGUUUCAAAGUAUCGUCAUGAACAUUACCAUGAUGAUGGUGAUAUCAUUAUGCGUCUCAAUCCGCAACAGAGGCCAGCUAGGCCACAACAGAGAGCAUGUCUUCACAGAUUUUGACUAUGACCACUUUUGGGAGUGGACGGACUUCCAGUCAUACGUAGAAUUCAUGCUCACGUUCUCCACCAUGGGCUGCCUGCUCAUGUACAUCUUCAUUGAUUCUCCCUUGUUUGUGGAGACAGUUGGCUUCAUAUCAGUGCUGACAGAAGCCCUUCUAGCUGUGCCACAGUUCUACAGGAAUUUCAUAACUAAAUCAACAUUUGGAAUGAGCCGUCAGAUGGUGUACAUGUGGUUCUUUGGAGACACAUUCAAGACACUGUACUUCUGGUUCCGAGAAGCUCCCAUGCAGUUCUUUGUCUGUGGUUGCCUGCAGAUCUGCAUUGACAUAGCGGUGCUUGCGCAGUGCUUCUUGUACCGGAAGAAGAAUUCACAUCUUAUCAAUUAAUGUUUAGUAACUUAGCUGUAAUGUCAAGACUGGAUUCACUGAAAUCCAUUGCAUUUUAUUUAUAAGUGUUUCAGGGGAUUUUUUUUUUCUUUUUUUUUUCGUGUGUGUGAUUUUCCCUUCCCCUCCUUCUUUAUCAUCUUCUUUUGUUUGCAUCUCUUCUACCUGAGUUGUGUUCACUGAGUUCUCCUAACCCAUCUAGGAAGGGGCAUUACUUUACAUUGCAUUUUUGAAUGCAAGUAAGUUCUUCAAAAACUGAAGCUGUACAUUUCUUUAACUCUCACUAUUUUUCUUUAUAUCUUCCCUAUAUUUUAUGAAUGAUAUGUUUCUUAUUUUUCUAUAUCACCAACAACUGUGUGAGGUUGUCUUUAAUGUUCUUUAAGCAACAAAAGAUAUGUGUAAGAUAGGGAGCAAUGUAUCUUGUUGUCUUAAAGAAUAAUUGACAUGCAUAUAAAUGAACAAAUAUUUAAGAGAUUACAUGCACAAUAUGUACAUUAAGUGCCUUUUAUACAGAAUUUCUAUAACUGCCUUUAGAUAUUUAUUUAAAUGAUUGUAGUAUGAUACACUGGGUGUAGCUACACUUUUUAAAGUUGUUUAGAUUAAGGAUUUUUCUUGUAUUUUGAAUGCUGGAUCUUAAAUACAAUGUACUGUAUGAGAUACAAGUUGUAACUUUGACUAAAUAGGAUUGAAUAAUCUUUGUAAAUAUGCUAGAAGUUGAGUAAACCAAAAUAAUAGGUUUUUGGUUUAUAUCUUUAGGUAUUAUAAGCUAAGGUUUUUUUAUGAUUGAAAAUUAUUGAAAAUUUUAGUUUAUAUUUGUCAAUUGAUAAAAGAAUGUUCCUUAAUAUGAAAUGAUAAUAUAUAAUUAGUUCCUAUUUAAUAGUACAUGGUAAGUAUUGAUUUAAUACUUUGAAAUAUUUGGUUUAUCAUACUCAUAAUGUUGGCCUUUUGACAAUAUUGUUAGUUUCAAAAUUGGAGUAGUAAAUCAAUUUUUUUUUAUAUAAUAGAAAUAUAUGUAAGACUGACUUCUGUUCCUGUAUUGUCAUCAAAGAAGUAUAAUAGUCAGAGGAAGAGGAUUUGACAGUAGAUGCUUUAAUCAGGAAGGUGCGAGUUAUCACCACAUACUUCUGUCCUAGGAGAAGUUUGUCGUAACUUAAGAUUUUUCCUGCUGCUAUAAUUGCAAUAAAAACAUAUCACCAAAUCCAUUCUUUGAUAAAGAAUGAACUUACAUUAAAGGACUUGUUUGCAGUUUCAUUGGAAGAGAAUUAUGAUUUGAGAGUGACUUCAGGAUUCUAUGGUGCUCAUGAAACUCUUCUUGGUUGAGUGAAAUGUUCCACUCGGUAAUGAAAUCCAGGAGGAGCUAGAAUUGCAGCCAAAUGUAGUUUAUUUGUGAAGGAGGAGGUCCUUAGCAUACCUUUUUGCUGUGUGGUUUGGUCUCCUUUGUACAAUUUACACUCCCUUUUUCACAUCCUACUAUUUCUGAGUUUAAUCCCCUGUGUGAUUAAUUUUGUUACAUUUCUUUAUACAUUUUCUUUUCUGCAAUAUAGCUUUACUGUUACUGCAGUGAAAUUAUGGCAGUAAUGAAUUUAGCUUAGGUCCCUAACUCUUUGGAGCAUCAUUUGCUAAACAUUAGUCCAUAUUACCAGAACAUAGGCUACCUCUAGUGACAUUUUAUUCUGUGACUUUUUAGUGCCUCAAGAAAAAAAUGAGAAUAAAAUAAAUAAGUCUAUAUAGGGCAGAAAACCAAAACGGGCUGGAGAUUUUUCAUAAUUCCUGCAAAGUUACAAUAAGUUUAAGGACGUCUUAACCCAGUGGUGACGGGAUGACAAGAAUACAUGCCAUGUCCACUGUGUCUUUUUGUUUAGUGAUUGUCUUUACACAUAGAUGGUUUCCAUAAGUGCUUAACUACAAUGGAGUCAACUACUAAGGCCUACCUAGCUCACCUACUUCCCCAUUUCCUUCAUUUUUGGAAAAAUUCUCUUUUAUUUUUUAUUGCUAUUAGUGCUGUUAUUAGCAUUAAAAUAAUUACAAUGUCAACAACAGUAAUAACAAUACCAAUAUAAAUAGCAUUAGAAGAAAAAAAUUAUCCUGAAAACUCAAGGAAAGGGGAAAUCAGUUAAGGACACAUAAAGUUACUAAUUGGCUCCUUGGUGGCUGAACAUUUGUGGAGCCAACAAUGUGCAAACAAAGCUCUCAAAAGAAAACAAUAGUAGAUAGUGUACAUACCCAGCACCAUUGGUUUAAUGGCAAAGGAAAACAUUCAUAUAGUGAUUUUAUAGUGACACAUCAAGAAAUCAGUAAUUGUUUUUUCACCGCUCAUUAACCAGGUACAAUGAUUGCUUUUCACAUUUUCUAAUCUGUUGCAACUCUUUGCAGAUUUGUUGCUCAUGAACCAUAGGUAGUAUGUUAAAAGAAUAAAGCACCUUUCAUUUGAAUAUUAGGGAAAACUUUUACAUGAAUUCAAAGGUGCAUAGUCCAUUUGUGGCAGGAUUAUAUCAAUCAUUCUAUAAUUUAAUUUUUUUGAAAUUUAGUUGUUUCUGUGUAAUGUACAAUGGUGGUGCUUGUGCCAGUGUGAUUUGUUAUCUCUUGUUCAAGUAUACACAAAGGAAUAACUUUCACUUGCUCAUAUUCAUCACAGAGAAUUCAAAAGACCUUUAUUCCUUUCUCACUUUUAUUCAGACAAAGUUUUGUGCACGAGCCGAGGCCUUGAAGUAUGUGCCUUAUUUUUGUCUGCAUCAAGCCUUUAACAUUGUCUCACUUGCAUAAAAAAACCUUGUUUUUGCUUUUCUUAUUGCCUGCUGUAAUUUGAAAAAGUCAUAGUGACUUUGCAGUAUUUGAAGUUCAAUGUUACUACAGUAGAUGAGCUUCUUAAUCUCAGUAGUGCUUUCCAUUAAUUGCAGGUUAUUGUAAUUAGUGCAUUGUUAAAUAAGUUAACAUGGAGGCUCUAUAUUAACUUUGUGUGCACUUCUCAAUUGUUCUCUUAAAUAUUUUCUAAACAUUUUUGUAAUGUUUCGAAAAGUAGAAUGGUGAUUUCUGGUCCUGUUCCAAGGCCUUGUGCAGUCUCAUUUCCUUGAGGUUAGAAAACACUAAAUUUAGUUAGGAAUCACUCUGCCAAAAUCCUCAAUGAUAAUACAUCAUAAGAUGUUUUUUAUACAUGUAAAUUGUUCUCUGUACAUCUAAACAGAACAAGUGAAUUGAGCAUAAUCAUAAUGAUAAAGGUUGUGGCUAAAUUACUGUGAUUGCAUAUAAAGAUGGUGAUGUUAAAGAGAUGAAUAUUAUUCUGUGAAUCGAUUUGUAAUGUCCUGCUGUAAGUCCUCUAAGGGUGCUUUAACAUUUUGCCUGUUUUUCCCAUGGAAAAAGGGCUGUUUGUAUGUGAAUAAUGAUUUCAUAUCUUGAAGGAUAUGCUGGGUUUACCAAACUUCUGACUAAGAAGUUUUACAGUUAGUGACAUACUGAUCAAUUCUCGAGAAUAAUUAUUGAUGUGCAAUAGUAAUUUUUUCAGAAAAAAUAGUAUUAUCCAUACAACUGAUUCAACAUUAAGGUUAACUAAUAUUCUUCUUUUUCCCCAUUUUUAUUGUCCUAAUGUAACCAUAUUUUAGGUUAAGGGAGAUAGUAGAAAUACAUUAAAGAAAUUUGUACAAUCUCUGCUUACCUAAUUGUAAUACAAUAUUCCUUAGAGACACAAGUCUGUUGUAUGUUCUUAAUAUGAAAGGUGAGGAACACCUAGCGAAUUGGCCUACAAUAUUUAUCUCCAAAGGCUUCGUGACCCUUCUGCUAGGACUGCAACCCAUUGUUUGGGAACGACCUCUUUGGAGUUGAUGCAGCAAGUCAUGGUCAAAGGUAAUGAGUAUUAGAGGUCUAGGAUUUCAGCUUUUCUCCUUUGAAGUAUGAUGGUAGUCUGCUAGGAUGCUAAUUAAAAUUUUUAAAAAUAAUGAUAAUAACUUACAUAAACUGCAUUUUAAGGUAUUAGAUGAAAGCAUAAAACCCUAAUAAGGGAAAGCUUUAGCAUUUUUUAAAAUCAUGCCAGGAGAGAAUAAAAUCACAUCAGGCUUUAUUCUAUGUCUAGUGGGAGAAAAUUAUCAUAGAUCUAUUUUCACAGUUAGUACUGCUUGUAAGAUGAACACUAACAAGUGUACAUGAUUUUUACUUACAAAAUAGGCACGUAAUCUGUCUUGUAGAAAAAACAUAGUAUAUUCAUCCAAAAACACAAAAAUCACACUUACCUGAGAACAUGUUGCGCAUUCUUAUGUUCACCCAUACACUGUCUCACAUUCACACAGCUUAUCAAGUAGCUUUACACACACACACAUGCACACACACACACACAUACACAUACAUACACAUACAUACACAUACAUACACAUACACAUACACAUACAUACACAUACAUACACAUACAUACAUACAUACAUACAUACAUACAUACAUACAUACAUACAUACAUAAAUAAAAUCAUAAUAAGUUAAAGAUUUAGCAUUUUUUUAAAUCAUGCCAAGAGAGAAUGAAAUCAUUCUAUGUCUGGUGGGAGAAAAUUAUCAUACACACUUUUUCACUCACUCACUCAAACACAUGUGCACACACAUGCACAUAUUCAUACUCACACUCAAACACACAUAGCAUCUUUCCUGCCUCUUCCCCACCCUCCCUUUCCUAUUCCUUCAUCUCUCUCUCUCUCUCUCUCUCUCUCUCUCUCUCUCUCUCUCUCUCUCUCUCUCUCUCUCUCUCUCUCUCUCUCUCUCUCUCUCUCUCUCUCUCUCUCUCUCUGUUUUUAUUUGUACUUGUUUGAAUUUUUCUCCUUCCUUUAUCUCUUCUCAGAAGUCUCCUCAUUGUCAUUAGAAUUUAAUGUGAGUUUUGUUAACCGAUUCCUUGUCUUAAGACUAUGAGGGUAAGCUCCCUAUCUCAAUAUUUUAUCAGCAAGGUAAAGAUAAGAUAUAUUACUUCUAGUGAAAUUGCUCUUGUAUCUAAAAAUGUAAAUAUAACUUGUAUUUUUAUGCUUUUAAUUGUAUUUUUCAUCAGCUCUCGCUUCUGUAAAGUCAUUGUAAUGUUUCUUCUAAAAUACAACUCCUUUUAAAUCAUUUCAGAAAUAAGAGUAUAAAAAUCUUAUCUAGUCUCAGAAGACAAAAUACAGGUAUUUAAAACCUUCCAAACAUGUAUAGUAAUUUUCAAGGUAUCUAACAAGAGAAUACUUAUGUGUAGUACACCAGUAUAGGUAAUGGUGCAAGAGUUUUAGGAGGAGGUAAUGAUAUGCACAUUUUUUCCCAUCUUGCAGGUGGCCCUUGUGCACAAAUAUUGUAUAAGAUAUAAGAUAUGACUAAGCUUUAGUGAGCAUAAAUGUGAUUUUUUAGGUAGUUGGCAUAAAGGUGAAGGUCUGUGAGAGCGAAAUGAACAAGCAAAGAUAAAACCACUUAAAUAUGCAUCCCCCAGUUCUCAUUUGUGAAUGGGGCCACUUCCAAGUAUGAAAAAGGCUAACAAGUGAUGUGGCUUUUUUCACUCAUUAAUAAUGAUGUGAGUCAACCUAUUAACUGCAAAUUAUCAGGCUGGCUAACAAAUUAAUAUCAUUGCAUCUUCAUUUUAGAUGCUUUGUUGUACAACAUAUUUUAAAAUCACCAGGUAAAGCAUUAUUAUUUUAGGAAAAAAAUAAGAAACUGCUUAGAUUUGCAGGGCAAUAAAGCAGCAAAAUAUA